Salvia hispanica is the source of this 1886-nucleotide messenger RNA. Its product is annotated as trihelix transcription factor DF1-like. NCBI's taxonomy places the organism in Eukaryota, Viridiplantae, Streptophyta, Magnoliopsida, Lamiales, Lamiaceae. The record is from RefSeq and is a predicted model, not a curated record.
UUAUCCUCACAGAUAAAACAAAGCAAACCCUACUUCUUCACCACCCCUUUUUUGUGCUUAAUUUUGAAAAUUUGCCAGAAAAGAUAAUAAUUGAAGCCAGUAAAUCUGAGGAGAAGAUAAUAAUUUCCCAGAAAAUUCAAACAAGAUCGAGUAAUUUUUACCUUAACUGCUCAAGCAAAAAUUCACCCGAUUAAAAAAGCUUGUCUCAAAUUUGGGGAGGAAAGCAUGCUGGAGAGCUCUAUUUUCGUCGAAAACAAUGGCGGCUCAGCUCCAGUCGCCGCCAGGAUUAACGACGAAGACGGCGACGGCGAGCGGAGCUCAGGCGGACCGCGGUGGCCGCGCGAGGAGACAUUGUCGUUGCUCAAAGUAAGGUCUGAAAUGGACACAGCAUUUCGUGACUCCCCGCUUAAAGGUCCUCUUUGGGAUGAAGUUUCCAGGAAAUUAGGUGAGCUUGGAUACAAUCGAAGCGCCAAGAAAUGCAAAGAGAAGUUUGAAAACAUUUAUAAAUAUCACAGAAGGACCAAAGAUGGCCGAUCCAGUCGGCACAACGGCAAAAACUAUAGAUUCUUCGAGCAAUUAGAGUUUCUCGACGCCCAAUUCUCGAUGCCAUCCACUCCAUUGAACCAGAUUGCUUCCUACGCAGUCGAUGCCACGGCUGCAAUGGCCAAGGGCGGCGUCACUUUCAGUCAGGACUUCUCCGUGUUACCUUGUUCAAGCCAAGACCCUGAUGCUGAGUUCCUGUCGGCCUCCACGUCCACUGCAUCAUCGUGUGGGAAAGACUCCGAGGGGAGUGUGAAGAGGAAUAGGAAGCUGGCAGACUACUUGGAGAGGUUGAUGAAGGAUGUCUUGCAGAAGCAAGAGGAUUUGCUCAACAAGUUCGUUGAAGCUAUAGAGAAAUGCGAGAAGGAUCGGAUAGCUAGGGAGGAAGCAUGGAAGGCACAAGAAACGGCCAGGAUAAAGAGGGAGCAGGAGUUUCUGGCUCAAGAAAGAGCAAUUGCAGCAGCUAAGGAUGCGGCUGUGCUUGCCUUCUUGCAGAAGAUCGCUCAGCAGAUGCCUUCACUGCACGUCCCAGAAAUCCUCGGUCCAUUGUUUGAGAAAGCUUCUGGGAAACAAGAGAAUGAGUUGGAGAAGGUUAGCUACUUACUAGAGAAUGGUGGAGGUGAGACUUCCACUCACACUGGCAAGCAUGAUCACAGUGGAGGGGAGAACACCAUUCAGGGGAGCUCCUCAAGGUGGCCGAAGGCGGAAGUAGAAGCUUUGAUAUCGCUCAAAACUGAUCUUGAUUUGAAGUACCAAGACAGUGGGCCGAAAGGGCCUCUGUGGGAGGAGAUCUCGGCUUGCAUGAAGAAGAUGGGGCACGACAGAAAUGCAAAGAGGUGUAAAGAGAAAUGGGAGAAUAUAAACAAGUACUACAAGAGAGUGAAAGAGAGCAACAAGAGGAGGCCGGAGGAUUCGAAAACAUGCCCUUAUUUUAGUAUGCUGGAUUCUCUGUAUGCCAAAAAGUCGAAGAAAUUGCAACAUAAUUUGAACAACUUGAAGCCUGAGCAAAUCUUGAUGCAGAUGAUGGGCCAACAGCCACCGCCCCAGCAGCAUGGAUCAGAUCCGUUGCUUGGGGAAUACGAUGACAUCAGCCACCAGGAUCAAGAAGACGAUGCAGAGAGCGGUGAUGGUUAUCAGAUCGUUGCCAACAAUCUGUCCUCGGUGACCACUCUGGGGUGAUUGGGAAGUUCGGAUGAACAAAUCAUGGAACUUACUGAGAUUUUGCCAUGUAAACAUGGGAAUUCAUCUCUUGUUAAACCGUGUAGUUAUAUGUGAGUUGGUUUGUAAUAUGGUAAUGAGUAAUUUUGUCGCAAUAAAGGAUGAAUUAAUUUCGGUUUUUUUUUCUA